AUGGGGCAGCGGGCAGUAAAAUUGCAAUUGCACAAGGGAGGAGGAGGAGGAGGAGGGGGAGGAGGAGGAGGAGGAGGAGGAGGAGGAGGAGGAGGAGGAGGAGGAGGAGGAGGAGGAGGAGGAGGAGGAGGAGGAGGAGGAGGAGGAGGAGGAGGAGGGGGGGUUGGGGGGGGCACAAUGCAGCUGCACAAUAGGGGCCGCGGUUCAGCUUGCCUGGCAGGCGUUCACAAGAUGGGAGGAAGAGGGGGACAGGGCACGGAAUGGGCCUUGAGAAUCUCCACCGUGUCCACCACUGAUAGGCCGGUUCAGCUUGCCUGGCGUGCAGACGAGGGGGUUAAGGGAACAGGAGUGAGAGGCACGGCGCACACGGAGAGGUGA
Closterium sp. Yama58-4 is the source of this 378-nucleotide messenger RNA. The record is from the annotation of a GenBank genome assembly. NCBI's taxonomy places the organism in Eukaryota, Viridiplantae, Streptophyta, Zygnematophyceae, Desmidiales, Closteriaceae.